Phaethon lepturus (White-tailed tropicbird) is the source of this 945-nucleotide messenger RNA. Its product is annotated as beta-adrenergic receptor kinase 2-like. The record is from RefSeq and is a predicted model, not a curated record. Gene Ontology annotation, molecular function: G protein-coupled receptor kinase activity; ATP binding; G protein-coupled receptor binding. The transcript is spliced from 10 exons. Lineage: Eukaryota; Metazoa; Chordata; Aves; Phaethontiformes; Phaethontidae. Gene Ontology annotation, biological process: regulation of signal transduction; G protein-coupled receptor signaling pathway; protein phosphorylation. The annotation marks the transcript as partial.
AUGGCGUCUUUCAGCGCGUGUGCAUUACAGUGGUACCAGCACGCUGAACAGAUCGCUGGCAGUAAAGAGGUUCUUGACCGGCCUUCCAACAGCAGAACGUCCGCCGUGCAGUCGCGGGAAACUGCGCGCAUCCUUUACGCUUCAUGGGAGCAGCUGCAGCUUGUUAGCUUUAAUGUGGACUCUUUGCUCCUUUCCUUCUAGGACUGUCCUUUUAUAGUGUGUAUGACCUACGCCUUCCACACCCCUGACAAACUCUGUUUCAUUCUGGACCUGAUGAAUGGAGGAGAUUUGCACUACCACCUCUCCCAGCACGGAGUGUUUUCUGAAAAAGAAAUGAGGUUUUAUGCUACUGAAAUCAUCCUGGGUUUAGAGCACAUGCACAAUCGCUUUGUUGUAUACAGAGACCUAAAGCCUGCAAAUAUCUUGUUGGAUGAACACGGGCACGUGAGGAUAUCAGACCUUGGGCUGGCUUGUGAUUUUUCCAAAAAGAAGCCACAUGCUAGCGUAGGUACCCAUGGAUACAUGGCUCCAGAGGUGCUCCAGAAGGGAACAGCAUACGAUAGCAGUGCAGACUGGUUCUCGUUAGGCUGCAUGCUUUUCAAACUUCUGAGAGGUCACAGUCCUUUCAGACAGCACAAAACCAAAGAUAAGCACGAGAUCGACCGGAUGACGCUCACCGUGAACGUUGAGCUACCAGAUUCAUUUUCUCCUGAACUGAAGUCCCUUUUGGAAGGGCUCCUGCAACGGGAUGUUAGCAAGAGACUUGGAUGCCAAGGAAGAAGUGCGCAAGAAGUAAAAGAACAUCCUUUCUUCAAAGGCAUUGAUUGGCAGCAAGUCUAUUUACAAAAGUAUCCUCCACCCUUGAUUCCUCCCCGGGGAGAAGUAAAUGCGGCAGAUGCUUUUGAUAUUGGGUCAUUCGAUGAAGAGGACACUAAAGGCAUUAAG